This is a messenger RNA of Homarus americanus (American lobster), 399 nucleotides long. RefSeq names its product spore coat protein SP65-like. The record is from RefSeq and is a predicted model, not a curated record. The coding region runs from base 1 to 399 and encodes 132 amino acids. NCBI's taxonomy places the organism in Eukaryota, Metazoa, Arthropoda, Malacostraca, Decapoda, Nephropidae. The transcript has 2 exons.
AUGCCACCAUCAUCCCAGCAUCAGCCACCAUCAGCCCAGCAUCAGCCACCAUCAGCCCAGCAACAGCCACCGUCAGCCCAGCAUCAGCCACCGUCAGCCCAGCAUGAGCCACCAUCAGUCCAGCAUCAGCCACCGUCAGCCCAGCAUCAGCCACCUUAUACUUCUACCACUGGUGCUACUUCUACCACUGGUGCUACUUCUACCACUAGUUAUACUUCUACUACUGGUGCUACUUCUACUACUGGUGCUACUUCUACUACUGGUGCUACUUCUACUACUGGUGCUACUUCUACUACUGGUGCUACUUCUACUACUGGUGCUACUUCUACUACUGGUGCUACUUCUGCCACUAGUUAUGCUACUACUGCACAGACGCUGCUACUAGUCUACUACUGGUGA